Messenger RNA from Parnassius apollo (apollo), 444 nucleotides. The record is from the annotation of a GenBank genome assembly. NCBI's taxonomy places the organism in Eukaryota, Metazoa, Arthropoda, Insecta, Lepidoptera, Papilionidae.
AUGGCUGAGGUCGAUGAAACACUCAAGAAGAAACGUACCUUCAGGAAGUUUACCUUCCGAGGUGUUGAUCUUGAUCAGCUACUUGAUAUGCCCAAUGAGCAACUCAUGGAGUUGAUGCAUGCGCGAGCUCGCAGGCGAUUCGCCCGUGGCUUAAAACGAAAACCAAUGGCUCUAGUUAAGAAAUUGCGCCGCGCAAAGAAGGAAGCUCCUCCUAAUGAGAAACCAGAAAUCGUCAAGACCCAUCUGCGUAACAUGAUAAUUGUCCCUGAGAUGGUUGGAUCUAUUGUUGGUAUUUACAAUGGAAAGACAUUCAAUCAGGUUGAAAUCAAGCCUGAGAUGAUCGGCCACUACCUUGGUGAGUUCUCCGUUACAUACAAACCUGUCAAGCAUGGUAGGCCCGGUAUUGGUGCCACACACAGUUCCAGGUUCAUUCCUCUGAAGUAG